Messenger RNA from Drosophila persimilis, 2252 nucleotides. RefSeq names its product nuclear pore complex protein Nup50 (gene Nup50). Gene Ontology annotation, biological process: protein import into nucleus. The coding region runs from base 54 to 2162 and encodes 702 amino acids. The record is from RefSeq and is a predicted model, not a curated record. NCBI's taxonomy places the organism in Eukaryota, Metazoa, Arthropoda, Insecta, Diptera, Drosophilidae. The transcript has 3 exons. Gene Ontology annotation, cellular component: nuclear pore.
UUUCUCCAGCUCUAAUCGUGCGGCCAGAACUAGGAAAAAAAAAUUGCAAUCAAAUGGCUGGGAAACGGCAAGCGACGUCAAAUCUUAACCAUGAUAACUGGGACCAGGAGGAAGAGCCCGAGGACCGUGGCACCUUCAAGACGGCAACACAGGAGGAGUUGAAGACACGCGUCAUCAAGAAGGCGCGCCGCUCUGUUGCCGGUGCAUCCACAGAUGGCGGGGACACUGCAGCCGCAUCGAAAAGCAUUUUCAGUGGAUUUUCAGGUUUUGGUAGGCCGGCCAACGCAUCGGCUACAGGCUCGCCGUUUGCAUACCUAUCAAACCAGACGCCGGCUUCUACUAGUGGCGAAGCGCCGAAGACCACAUUUUCGUUUUUAACUAGUUCCAGCAACACCAAUAAAAAGCAAGAUGGCGAGACAGCGACCCUUGGCAGCAGCAUCAGCUCAACGGCCAGCACCAGCGAUGGUACUGCUCGAUCCUCUUCAAUAUUCGGCAACGUGUAUGCGGCUAAAAAGGAUCCCGAACCGUCGGCGGCCAGCAGCACUACUACGCCAGUUUUUGGCAACGUACCAGCGGUUAAAAAAGAUGCCGCCGUUCCUUCGUUCUCCUUCGGGAGUGCAACAAUGCCAGUAAAGCAAUCAACAACUGCACCAACUUCUAUUUUCGGCAACGCGUCAGCUGCUAAAAAAGAUAACGCCAUACCUUCGUCGUCCCUUGGAGAAACCAUAGCAGCAACAGCAAGCACCACUCCUUCCGCUUCAAUUUUCGGCAACGUGUCUCCUGCUAAAAAAGACGUCAACAUACCUUCGAUCACCUUUGGAGCUAGAAAAUCGGCAGAAAAGGUUUGCACAAGUACCACAGAUGGUACUACUCUAAACACCUCAAUUUUCGGAAAGAGUUUGGCGGCCAAAAAAGAGAGCAAUGCAGAAACUUCCAAGCCAAGUAGUAAACCAUCGCCCAGCAAGACAGCCGGCAACACAGUACGGAGCUCCGAAUACCGAGAUAAUGUGGCCGAUUUGAACCGUGAUCUGCUGAAGUUUCUAAACGAAAGCCUGGACAAGAGUCUCUACUGCAUACUGACUCCCGUAUUCCAAACAUAUGACAAGCACCUAAAGGAACUGCUGGACGAGGAGAAUGCCAAAACGAAGGCAAACUCUCAAAUGAAGGCCCCAGUUCCAGCAGGAUCGACUCUGCCGGAAAUGGCGACUAUCCCAACAACGCCAGUCACCGAUACUUUGGGAAAAGUUCCGUUUUCCUUUGGCAAACCUGCCACUCCCGUCACUGGCUCGUCGGUGCCCUUCUCCGCCAAGAAGCCAACUUGCACCAUUACCAGCGGCAGCACAGCCACCACGACAACCACACCGCUGUUCUCCUUUGGCAGCACUCCAGCUGCAGCUUCUCCGAAAAUACCUACCUCCACUUCCACCCCUGGCAUGAUGAGCUUCUCGCCAAAGCCUUUGGGGGAGAGUAAAACUGAAGAUGUGUCCAAGCCAGGCUUCUUUAGCUUUGGAGCUAAGGAUAAUUCCAGCAACAAGGCCGAAACAGCUGCCGUGCCACUGAAAACAAAUGGCUUUAGCUUUGGAUUCAAGAGUGCCGUCGCCGAUGACAAACCUGGCGGUAGCUCCUCGCUAUUUAUGGGAUUCGGAGGUGCACCUUCAGCGGCUGGAGGUGAUGCCAAGCCUUCUGCCGGUUUCUCAUUCACCCCAGGAGCCACACCCUUCUCCUUUGGCAAUAUAAAGCCGCCUGCAGCAGCUACAGAGUCCGCUGGAAACACAGAAGACCAGGAUGAAGAGGACCAGCCACCGAAGGUUGAGUUCAAACAGGUCAUCGAAACAGAUGCCGUGUACUCAAAGCGCUGCAAGGUGUUUGUAAUGAAGGGUAAGGAUUAUGCCGAUCGCGGAGUGGGCACGUUGCAUUUGAAACCAGUGAAGGACUCGGCGAAGGCACAGUUAAUUGUUCGUGCCGACAACAAUAUUGGUCAGGUACUGAUCAAUCUUAUGGUCGGCAAUGGCCUGCCCUGCCAACGCAUGGGCAAGAACAAUGUAAUGAUUAUGAGCCUGCCCAUGCCGGAGGAUACCAAAGCGGUGUCUAUUUUACUGCGCGUUAAGACCGGCGAAGAGGCCGACGAGCUAUUGGCGAAAAUCAAGGAGUACACCAAGUGAAGGGCCGCAUUUUUAAUAAAUCGUACAUUUGCAUGUUAUUUGAUUGUUUAUAUAAUUUACAAAGCUAUAAAAAUAGAAUAUCAGAAUGUA